UCUGAAAAACUUUUCAUACAAAGCCAAAUCUAUUUCUCUCUCUUUCUUUUGGUCAGGCUUCUACAGAAAACUCUGUUUUCAACGUAUAUUUAUUUAUUGUCAUUUGAUUUGGGACAGAUGAGGGGUUUACCUGGGCAUGAACGCCGGUGGACGUCGGAUACGGUGUCUUCCGGGAAGGAUUUAAGUGGUGAGUCAUCGCCGGGAACUGAUUCCGGGAAUAUUUCCGGUUUUGCUUCGGAGGAGUUUGUUGAAGUUAUACUUGAUCUUCAGGAUGAUGAUACGAUUAUUUUACGGAGCGUUGAACCGGCUACUGUAAUCAACAUUGAUGGUUCUGAUCCUGCUUCCGGAGUCGGUAUUGGUGGAGCAUCGAUUGAAACUCCGGCGUCGGUGACGUCGACGUCGGAAACUCGAUCGCCGAUGAUGCGUCGGAGUACAUCUAAUAAGUUUCGUCAGUUUUCACAGGAGUUGAAAGCUGAGGCUGUUGCGAAAGCGAAGCAUUUCUCGCAAGAGCUUAAAGCGGAGCUAAGGAGAUUCUCAUGGAGCCAUGGACAUGCGUCUCGUGCUUUUUCGCCGGCGUCGUUUUUCCAAAACGCUGUCGUCGGAACAGGCAACGGUGUAGACUCGGCUUUAGCGGCUCGAGCAUUACGUCGGCAGCGUGCUCAGCUCGACCGGACUCGUUCCAGCGCACACAAGGCUCUUCGUGGACUCAAAUUCAUCAGCAAUAACAAAACUAACGGAUGGAAUGAAGUUGAAAACAAUUUCGCUAAGCUCGCUAAAGACGGUUACCUUUAUCGUUCCGAUUUCGCACAAUGCAUCGGUCAGUACUCACGCCGGCGAUCACUACAGUUUAAUUAUAGAUUAAUUACAUUAAUUUUGAUUAAUUAUUUGGUUAAAGGUAUGAAGGAUUCAAAGGAAUUUGCGUUGGAAUUGUUUGAUGCUUUAAGUAGAAGAAGAAGAUUGAAGGUUGAUAAGAUUAGCAAAGAGGAAUUGUAUGAGUAUUGGUCUCAAAUCACCGAUCAGAGUUUCGAUUCUCGGCUUCAGAUCUUCUUCGACAUGGUGGACAAGAAUGAAGAUGGUCGAAUUGGUGAAGAAGAAGUAAAAGAGAUCAUCAUGCUAAGUGCCUCUGCAAACAAAUUAUCAAGAUUAAAAGAACAAGCAGAGGAGUAUGCAGCUCUGAUCAUGGAAGAAUUAGAUCCUGAAAGACUUGGCUACAUUGAGCUAUGGCAGCUGGAAACACUUCUCCUCCAAAAGGACACUUACCUCAACUACAGUCAAGCACUAAGCUACACAAGCCAAGCUUUGAGCCAAAAUCUGCAAGGGUUGAGGAAGAGAAGCCCAAUAAGAAGAAUGAGCACAAAACUUGUCUAUUCACUGCAAGAGAAUUGGAAGAGAAUUUGGGUUCUGGUCUUGUGGAUUUUGAUAAUGAUUGGACUUUUUCUUUGGAAGUUCUAUCAGUACAAACAGAAAAGUGCAUUUCAAGUCAUGGGUUAUUGCCUUCUAACAGCUAAGGGUGCUGCUGAGACUCUCAAGUUCAACAUGGCUUUAAUAUUGUUGCCAGUAUGCAGGAACACCAUUACAUUCCUCAGGUCUACUAAAUUGAGCUGUUUUGUACCCUUUGAUGACAACAUAAACUUUCACAAGACUGUUGCUGCAGCCAUUGUCACUGGUAUCAUACUCCAUGCCGGUAAUCACCUUGUAUGUGAUUUCCCAAAGCUUAUACAUGCAAAUAGUACGAAUUAUCAGAAAUAUUUGGUGAAUGAUUUUGGCCCAAGCCAGCCUCAGUACAUAGAUCUUGUUAAAGGAGUGGAGGGUGUGACUGGAAUAGUUAUGGUAAUCCUCAUGGCCAUUGCUUUCACUCUUGCAACGCGAUGGUUUAGGCGGAGCCUCAUUAAGUUACCCAAACCUUUUGAUAGACUCACUGGUUUCAAUGCGUUCUGGUACUCGCACCACCUUCUCAUCAUUGUCUACAUCGUACUGAUCAUCCAUGGCACAUUCCUCUACCUUGUGCAUAACUGGUACUCCAAAACGACAUGGAUGUAUAUAGCAGUUCCUGUACUUCUUUACGCAGGGGAAAGAACUCUUAGAUUCUUCCGAUCAGGCUUAUACAGUGUCCGGCUUCUAAAAGUAGCAAUAUAUCCUGGAAAUGUCCUUACUCUGCAAAUGUCUAAGCCUCCGCAAUUUCGAUACAAGAGUGGACAGUAUAUGUUUGUCCAGUGUCCAGCUGUUUCUCCAUUCGAGUGGCAUCCAUUUUCCAUUACUUCAGCUCCUGGGGAUGACUACUUGAGCAUUCAUAUCCGACAACUUGGUGACUGGACUCAAGAACUCAAGCGAGUGUUUUCCGAGGCUUGCGAGCAGCCAGAGGCUGGAAAGAGUGGCCUGCUCAGAGCUGACGAAAACACCAAAACAAGUUUGCCAAAGCUAUUAAUAGAUGGACCUUAUGGAGCUCCAGCACAAGAUUACCGGAAGUAUGAUGUCUUACUGCUUGUUGGUCUUGGCAUUGGAGCAACUCCCUUUAUAAGUAUCCUGAAAGACUUGCUCAAAAACAUCGUCGCAAUGGAGGAGCAAGCAGAUUUAGUCUCGGAUUUCAGUGGAAACUCGGACAUGAGUGCUGCAACAAGUGAACAACCAGCUCUCAACAAGAUUUCUCCAAAAAAGAGAAAGAGUACUCUAAAAACCACAAAUGCAUAUUUUUAUUGGGUGACCCGGGAGCAAGGAUCAUUUGAUUGGUUCAAAGGUGUUAUGAAUGAAGUGGCUGAACUUGAUCAAAGGGGUGUCAUCGAGAUGCAUAACUACUUGACGAGUGUUUAUGAGGAAGGGGAUGCACGUUCAGCUCUCAUUACCAUGGUCCAGGCACUUAACCAUGCUAAGAAUGGGGUUGAUAUUGUAUCAGGCACCAGUGUGAGGACACAUUUCGCCAGGCCGAAUUGGAGGAAAGUAUUUUCCAAGACCUUAACCAAGCAUGCAAAUGCAAGAAUAGGAGUUUUCUACUGUGGUGCACCCAUAUUAGCUAAAGAACUCAGCCAACUCUGCAAAGAGUUUAACCAAAAGGGCACAACAAAGUUCGAGUUUCACAAAGAACAUUUUUAGAAGGGCCUGGAGUAUGAUUAAUCUUGCAUCAACGGUACACACAUCUAUCUUCGGUACCUUAUUUGAUUAUUCUACUGAAGAGAUAACAUUAGUAAGGAAUAAGUCAGAGAUAAAUUGUACAUAAUAGGAAGAAGACUAUUUCAAGAGAAAAUACAUACCAAUAAGAUGUG
Molecule: messenger RNA, 3257 nt
Organism: Solanum lycopersicum (tomato)
Lineage: Eukaryota; Viridiplantae; Streptophyta; Magnoliopsida; Solanales; Solanaceae
Source: RefSeq